This is a messenger RNA of Phalaenopsis equestris, 766 nucleotides long. Its product is annotated as WEB family protein At1g75720. The record is from RefSeq and is a predicted model, not a curated record. Bases 71 to 736 code for a protein of 221 amino acids. The transcript has a single exon. Lineage: Eukaryota; Viridiplantae; Streptophyta; Magnoliopsida; Asparagales; Orchidaceae.
UCCUCAUCACAGCUUCAAAUAUGAUCACCUCUUUCACCUUCCAAUCCUCAAGCCCCCUUCACUCACCACCAUGACCUCUAGUCGAUCGGAAGUCGACACCCGCCGACCCUUUCAAUCGGUGAAGGAGGCGGGCGCCGGCUUCGGCGAACGUAUUCUCUCCGGCGAAGCCUAUUCUCAGAGCAUCAGUUCAACAGCAAAGCUACAGCCACCUCCUCCAAAACCUCAGCACUCACCUCCCUCUCCAUCUUAUUCCACAUCCUCUUCCAGAUUCAACCAAGACGGAGAUGAAGAGCUGAGCAUAAUUCUAAGCUCAAUGAAGAAACUUGAGGCUGAGAUCAAGGCGACCAAGCGCGAGGUGACUCUGCUCAAGGAAAGAGAAUCAGAAACAGAGAUUGCUGUCGCCUCACUCAACGCAGAGCUCCAUAAGAACAAAGCGAAGCUAGCGGAGAUGGAGGCAGCUAGUGGCGUUUUCAUGGAAAAAGAGAGUAAUUUGAAAGUGGGAAGCGACCAUUGGGGCAUUGAGGACGAGGAGGAGGAAAUCAUGGAGGUGAAGCAUCAGUACAUUCCAUCUUUGGCCGCUGCAGUGAUACUUGGGGAGGCUGAUGAUGCUGGUGUUAAUGGGAAGAGAAAGGGGAAGCUCAUGAAGAAGAAGCCUAUCGUUCCUCUGAUUGGAGAUUUGUUCUCCAGAAAGAAGGAUUCUAUAUACAGCAGGUCUUAUUUCAGUGCAGUGUUCUGAAAUAUCUCUGAAGUGGAUGAAAUAAUUGUG